GCUGGGAAGUGUGGAAGGCGCUGGGAAGAUGGAGGAAGAGCUGGAGGAGGGGGGAGAUGGGAAGAAAGAGGUGCGAACUCAACCGCUUCCCCGCGAUGAUGUCAUGGCAACAAGCUACAGCCCCUCCUAGGUGCCUUCUUUCCAAACCGUACGUCCGGACUGGAUCCAGCAAACCUCCUGGAGCAAGACGCCGUGUUCCCUUCCCUGGGGAAGCCAUCUGCUCCCCUCCGCCCGACUCCUUCUGCAGGGCUUCGAGCUCGCCAGCCGGCUUGGAAAGCUCUCCUCCUCCUCCUCCUCCUCCUCCUCCCCUUCGCCCCGGCUCCCAUCGGCCAUCUUGUUAGCGCAAGACACGGGGAAGGGAACGCGGGGCUGGCUGAAUCUGGGGCGGCUGAUGGUGUCAGCCGGAGGCGGUUUCCAGGCAACUGUCGCGCCGUGGGACACGACGAGCCGAGAACACCGGGAACACCGCGUUCUCGCCGCACCGGCUGGGAGGGGGGCCGAGCCCGACACGGACGGAGCCGGCAUGGGACGGUGCGGAGAGGGCAGCGCGAGCAAGAGGGUAGCGCAGGGAUGGCAGCAGAAGAGGGAGGGGGUCUCCAGCGUACCCCCUCCUGCUCGCCGCUCGUCGUACCCUCCCUGGCUUGGAGCGAGGAUGUCCAAGCUGGCUGCUGGUACAUCAUGCAGUGAGGAAGGACUGUGUGAUGUACGGGAUUUCACGUGCCCUCUUCGUCCUUUGGGAAAUCGAAAAGAGGAAAAACAUCGCUCUGGGCUCUGUACCCAAGCCCCCAGGCUUGUUGCGGGUGAUCCCGUGCUUCUCCGUCCCUUAACAAAUCCAAAGCUCCCUCCCUACGAGUCACCAACACAGCUCCGUGUCCCUGGGUGUCACUGGAAAAGUGAAUUUCUUGUAAAAAUGGGCUGCCCUUCCCUUCCGCAAGCUGCCAGUCCUCCCCAGCGCUCGAUGCGUCCCGCUGCCCCUCUCUCCUGAUGCCAGAGGCAGCGUCCCCGCUCCUGCCCGCCUGCCUCCCCUGCCUGCUUCAGAGGCCCUGGGAGCAUCCCUGCCCGUGAACCUCACCUGCCUGGCAGCCCUUCCUUAACACUGCCAGCCCAGCUUUUCCCUUCCCAGCGAUGCUGAUACCCGCAUCCCCUGCAUUUUACCUAAUUUGAGUGGUUUUUGAAAGGGGGGUUGAGUACAAGUGAUUUUGAAUAGGUUGGGGAGGGUGAUAAAACUGCUGUGGCUGAGCAGCAGGAGAAAAACUCUCCUGGAUUACAAGUGUGUGGAUAUGAUGGACACGGGGAAUGGGGGUGCGUAGUGCUGGGCAGGGUGGGUGCUGCAGAAGGGCAGAACCGCUUUAAUGCCCUGUAUACCAAGAAAUGUUCUGCAGCCCCGCGCGGGUGAUGGCACGGAGGGACGGGACUGUGCAGGGGGUUAUCUGCAGCCAUCGCUGUCCCCGAGCCAGCCUUGCGGCUAUUGAUUUGGAACUUGCCCCGUUCACGCUAACCUUGGCGGUACCAACUCACCCCUUAUCAGCGCUGAUAAACCCCGCCGAAACCUCCCGCCCCGUCCCGCUGCCGGCCCGGCGGCAUCACCCCGCGAGGUGCCGCGGUGACAGAUCUUUCCUACGACUCUGCCCUCGCACCGGUUGCUCUUUUUCUGCGAUGCUCUAAAUCCGGGACGCCUCGCUCCUAUUUUUGCAUAGAGGCUGCGGUCGCACGGACUCUCUUUUAGCCCCGGGUGGGUGCCCACCCCUUGCUGAGCAUCUCGGGUGAGGAAGGAUGCGGCGCCGGCUGCAAACGCUUUUCCAAAGGAAAUUUAAAGUCAGCCUCCUCUUCCUCGUGCUCUUGGCCCUCCUGGUACACCUGGCGAUGGAUUUGGCUCUCCCCGCAGCCCGCGGGCCCUGCGGCUGCGAUGCAAAAGCACCGAAAGCCUCGGGCGUCCCUUCAGGCAACCCCGUGCUGGCUGGCCCCAAAAAGCUGAGCCUGCGAAUCCUUCAGGAUUUCAGCGGCAGCAAUGGCUCCUUGGAGAAAGGCUCCCAGCUGCAAGGAGCGAGGCCGCAAGCAAGGGAUGGAAAGCCGGGGGACCGGCACCAGCGCGGAGAGGGGAAUGCGGGGCGGACCGAGGGAUCAAAGCUGGCAGCGCUCUUCGAGCAUCCUCUUUACAACAUCCCCAUGCCGGAGGUGACAGAGAAGGACAAGCUGUUUGUCGUCAACCCCAUGGAGAAAUUCAGCCUGCGCAGCAGCGGCAGUGACGAAUGGGUCAGCAGCAGUAAAGCCGAGACGCUCCUCCCGACAGGGAAGACGGCCUACGACACCUACCCUACCUGGCUCAAAUUCCACGUCGGCAUCAACCGCUACGAGCUGUACCCCCGCCGGGACCCCCUGAUGCCCACCCUCCUCCGGGACUUGGCCACGCAGAGGAUCGUCAGCUCGGUCCAGAAGUCCGGCGGGACCCAGCUCAAGCUCAUCAUGACGUUCCCGAAUUACGGGCAGGCCCUCUUCAAGCCCAUGAAGCAGACCCGGGACCAGGAGACCCCCGUUGACUUCUUCUACUUCUCGGACUUUGAGCGGCACAACGCGGAGAUCGCAGCCUUCCACCUGGACAGGAUCCUGGAUUUCCGGCGAAUCCCCCCAGUUUCUGGCCGUUUGGUCAAUAUAACGAAGGAGAUUCGUGACAUCACCACCGACAAGAAACUGGCCAAGACUUUCUUCAUCUCCCCAGCGGGCAACGUCUGCUUCUACGGGGAGUGCUCCUACUACUGCUCCACCGAGCACGCCCUCUGCGGCAAGCCGGACCGGCUGGAGGGCUCCGUGGCCGCCCUGCUGCCCGACAAGACUUUGGCCAAGCGCCGUUCCUGGCGCAGCCCUUGGCGUCGCUCCUACCACAAGAGCAAGAAGGCUGAGUGGGAGCUGAACCCCAACUACUGCGCUCAGGUGCGAGACACGCCGCCCUACGACAGGGGCCAUCGCCUCCUCGACCUCAUCGACAUGACGGUCCUCGAUUUCCUCAUGGGCAACAUGGACCGGCACCACUACGAGACCUUCGAGAAAUUUGGGAACGACACUUUCCUGCUCCACCUGGACAACGGCCGCAGCUUCGGCACGCACUCACGCGACGAACCGUCCAUCCUGGCCCCGCUCCGGCAAUGCUGCAGCAUCAAGAAGUCGACCUACCUGCGGCUACAGCUGCUGGCCACCCAACCCUACCGCCUGAGCGACCUGCUGCGGGAGGCACUGGCCACCGACCCCCUGGCACCCAUCCUGACCGAGCCCCACCUGCGGGCGCUGGACCGUCGCCUGGCGAAGGUGCUGGCGACGGUGGGACGCUGCCUGGCCGGGGCGGCUCGCCGGGAUGAGGUGGUGGUGGAUGAUGUGGGGUCAUGGGUGUGAUAUGGGGCGGGCGGGGGGGGGGGCUCGGUACCCCGCCGGGCUGGGGUGUUUUGGCACGCUGCCGAGGGCGAUACGGGGACCGGCGUGCAGUUCGGACUCUGCGGAGCGUCGGCUUUCGGCGGCGCGAUGGACUGGGAAAGCGGGAUGUAAGGAUAGCCGGGACUGGGGAGGGUAUUUAAAUAAAAUGUUGGGCUAGUGGAGAACACGCAGGCUGAGAUCUCCCCCACCAGCGCGGUUUUCCCAGCCCUGGCCUGUCCUUGCGUGCCCGGACGCGUCGCUUCAGCCCUCCAAAGCCUUUUAGGAAAGGGUAGGGAUUUUUCCUGCCUUUCCCCGGCAAGGCCUGC
Aquila chrysaetos chrysaetos is the source of this 3728-nucleotide messenger RNA. RefSeq names its product extracellular serine/threonine protein kinase FAM20C-like. Gene Ontology annotation, cellular component: Golgi apparatus. The coding region runs from base 1774 to 3384 and encodes 536 amino acids. Gene Ontology annotation, molecular function: phosphotransferase activity, alcohol group as acceptor. The transcript is spliced from 11 exons. Gene Ontology annotation, biological process: protein phosphorylation. The record is from RefSeq and is a predicted model, not a curated record. Lineage: Eukaryota; Metazoa; Chordata; Aves; Accipitriformes; Accipitridae.